AUGGGCAAAUCUCCGUCGCUGAUCCUGCGUGGCCGCGCCGGCCGCGCCCUGGGCCUGUCGUGCCGCUCCUCGGGCUGGUUCCCGCGGCCGCAGCUGCUCUGGCUGGACGGGCGCGGCCGCGUCCGCCCGGAGCCCUCGCUGACCGCGGCCACCGCGACCCCCGGGGGGCUCUUCAGCGUCGAGGGCUCCGUGCGCGUCCCGCCGGGAGCGGAGCCGGAGAUUUCCUGCCUGGUGCUCAACCCGCGGCUGAACGGCUCCCGCGGCGCCCGCCUGCGCCUGCACGAGGCGUUCCUGCCGUCCAUCUCGCUCUGGCUGCAGAUUUUCCUGGCGCUUUUGUUCCUGACCCUGGCGCUGAUUUCUGGCAUUUUCUGUCUGCUCCAGAGGAGCCACAAGAGAACUCUGAAGGCAGGUCAGCUGAAAGCCGAGCUGGAUUUCUGGGAAGCGCGGAGCCACGCGGCUCCGGUGGCGCUGGGUGCCGAGCCGCGGCUGCUGCCCCUCGGGGACGCGCGGGCUCCGCUCCCGCGGGCGGCGCUGGUGGCGCGGGACGCGCUGGGAGCCGGGAGCGCCUACUGGGAGGUGGAGCUGGGCCGGGAGCGGGGCUGGGCCCUGGGCGUGCUCCGGGAGCCCCGGGAGCCCCAAAAUUCCCGGGAGCCCCAAAAUUCCCGGGAGCCCCCGUGGCUCUGGGCUCUCUGCGCGUCCCAGGGCCGCCUCUUCUCCGCCAGCCGC
This is a messenger RNA of Melospiza melodia melodia, 726 nucleotides long. RefSeq names its product butyrophilin-like protein 9. Lineage: Eukaryota; Metazoa; Chordata; Aves; Passeriformes; Passerellidae. Gene Ontology annotation, cellular component: external side of plasma membrane. Gene Ontology annotation, molecular function: signaling receptor binding. The transcript has 6 exons. Gene Ontology annotation, biological process: T cell receptor signaling pathway; regulation of cytokine production. The record is from RefSeq and is a predicted model, not a curated record. The annotation marks the transcript as partial.